Eruca vesicaria subsp. sativa (arugula) is the source of this 1591-nucleotide messenger RNA. NCBI's taxonomy places the organism in Eukaryota, Viridiplantae, Streptophyta, Magnoliopsida, Brassicales, Brassicaceae. The record is from the annotation of a GenBank genome assembly.
AUGGAUCAUAAUUUAGAUGAGAACGAGAGCCUAAGGGCUCGGGUUAAACAACUCGAACAUGAGCGUAAUGAACUGCAGAAAGAUAUUGAACAGUUGUGCAUGCAACAAGCUGGACCUAGCAUUCUUGGUGUGGCUACUCGGAUGCAUUUCCAGAGGACAGCUAGCUUGGGGCAGGAGAUAGAGAGCUUAAAAAUGAAGUUGGCUAAUUGCGCAAGAGAGAAACACAAUCUUCAAGAGGAACUUGCAGAAGCUUACCGGGUCAAAGCUCAGUUAGCAGAUUUACAUGCUGGAGAAGUAUCAAAGAAUUUGGAAGCAGAGAAUCAGGUUAGGUUUUUUCAGGGCUCGGUGGCAGCUGCCUUUUCUGAAAGGGAUAAAUCAGUUAUGGAGGCUGAGGAAGCUAAAGACAAAGCUGAAAGGAUGUCACAUAAACUUGGUGAAAUUGAGAUGCGGUUAGAAGAACUCAGCUCCGAUUGUCUUGUACAGAAGAGACUAAAUGACACAUUGCAAGCUGACGUGGCAAAACUUGAAGAACAGACUAAAGUCUAUGCAGAGGUGAUUGAGAAGUUCUAUGAUAUCCGUAAAGCGUCGCUCUGUGAGUCCCUUGAAGUGAAUUUGCAUGACAAGUGUGCAAGUUUGUUGGAGGAUCCUAAGGAAUCAUGGACUUUUAAUGAUCCUUCAACAUCAGAAUAUGUUGCUGCACUUGAAGGAGAGUUGGGGAAGGUCAAGAACACUGUGGAUAAUCUUAAAAGUAAACUACGAGUUGGCUUAGAAAUUGAGAAUCAUUUGAAGAAGAGGGUUCAUGCUUUGGAAAACAAGAAUAUUGUUGCAGAUGGGCUGAUUGUAAAUGGAAUUACAGAUGUGCGCCAUCAUCAUGUUCAACUGAGGGACUACAUCAUUAAUUUACUGAAUGAGGAAGGACUAUUCAUUAAAUCGAUUUUCAAAGAUCUAGAGGAGAAACUUAAACUUGGUUCAUCGGAAAUACAGAAUAUAGUGUCACUGCAACAUGAUUUGAAGCCAGAUGAAUCUGAAUGCCGGGAUGUGCAUAUAACCACAGCUGUUGAUUCUUGCCAAGUAAUUAAGCAUGAGGAACCUAGUUUUGCCAAAAUCACUGCUGAAAGUAGAGCUGUUGCAUCUGAAGCCAUUGCACAAGCAUUAGAAGAGAAGCUUGAGGAACCUAUUUCCACCAAAAUCACGGAUGAAAAUAGAGCUGAUGCAUCUGAAGCCUUUGCACAAGCACUACAAGAGAAGGUUGGGGCUCUUUUACUUUUAUCACAGCAGGAAGAAAGACAUUUACAUGAAGAAAAUAUCAAUGUAGCUCUCCAACGGAAAGUAGAUGAGCUUCAAACGAAUGUCUUGCAGGUUACCAACGAAAAGGUGAGAACGCUUAUGGAGUUAGCACGAGUACGACAGGAAUAUCAAUCGCUAAAAGAGUACGAUACCAUCCUGCACUUAUAAUUUUUUAUCUCUCUUCUGUUUCAAAGUCAGUGACUUACUUUAUUGUAUUACUGAUUACUCGUACCUGCCAUGGUAGUGACAUUUGUACGGUCAGAACAAUUAAAGAACAGUGCCAGAAGAUUAGUUCUGUUGUAAA